CACCAAGGAGGUGCAGGAAGGAGAGUCCGCCCGCCGCGGCCCGCCCGCCGGCUCCACAAACACCCCUCGCCGGUCCUCCAAUCUCCCAGCGAGAAGAAAGAAAGAGCGUCCCCGGAAACCACCGAAACGCUGGGGUAGAGCGGCACAUGUUUUGCCUCUUUGCCGGUCCUCCUCGGUGGCCGUGCUCCUGCGCCAAAGGACCUUGGGCUCCCCCUCUGCCCGGGCGGCUAGCGGGAGCUGCACGAAGCUGCAGUGGGGAAGUCGGCGGCGUUACGUUGCAUUGACCCAGAGCUCUGAGACUCCUCAGCACAAUGACUCAAGCAGAAAUUAAACUGUGUUCUUUGUUGCUGCAAGAGCAUUUUGGAGAGAUCGUAGAAAAAAUUGGAGUCCACCUAAUCAGAACUGGCAGCCAGCCACUAAGAGUUAUUGCCCAUGACACAGGAACAUCGUUGGAUCAGGUAAAAAAAGCCCUUUGUGUCCUCAUCCAGCAUAACCUGGUGAUAUAUCAAGUGCACAAACGUGGUGUGGUAGAGUAUGAAGCCCAGUGCAGCCGGGUGUUGCGAAUGCUUAGGUAUCCCCGGUACAUCUAUACUGCCAAAACACUGUACAGUGACACUGGAGAGCUGAUUGUUGAGGAGCUCCUGUUGAAUGGCAAAAUGGCAAUGUCAGCUGUCGUGAAGAAAGUAGCAGAUCGGCUCACAGAGACUAUGGAGGAUGGCAAGACCAUGGACUAUGCUGAGGUCUCAAACACAUUUGUGCGACUAGCAGACACACACUUCGUGCAGCGUUGCCCCUUGGUGCCUGCCACUGAGAAUUCAGACCCUGGGCCGCUGCCACCUGCCCCCACUCUUGUCAUCAAUGAAAAGGACAUGUACCUGGUUCCUAAACUGAGCUUGAUAGGGAAAGGUAAAAGGAGGAGAUCAUCUGACGAAGAUGCAACUGGGGAGCCCAAGGCCAAGAGACCAAAACAUACCACAGAUAACAAAGAGCCCAUUCCAGAUGAUGGGAUUUAUUGGCAGGCCAACCUUGACAGAUUCCACCAGCACUUCCGUGACCAAGGCAUUGUCAGUGCAGUUGCCAACAGGAUGGACCAGGUGAUAUCUAAGUGGGUGGGACAGUGGCUAUCAGGAAUAUUCACUUAUUUGCAGAUGUGGCCAUUGGCAUAUAGCCAGAGCCAGCACAGCAGAGUGAAUUCUGAAUUCCAGUUCACUUUUCAAACCCAGACCAGCAGCGAGAUCGUGCGGACCAUGCUCCGGAUGAGUGAGAUUACCACUUCCUCUAGUGCCCCCUUCACCCAGCCAUUGUCUUCCAACGAGAUCUUCAGAUCCCUACCUGUUGGCUAUAACAUCUCUAAGCAAGUUCUUGAUCAGUAUCUUACUCUGCUGGCAGAUGAUCCACUUGAGUUUGUUGGAAAGUCUGGCGACAGUGGUGGAGGAAUGUAUGUCAUCAACCUACAUAAGGCUCUAGGAUCUCUAGCCACAGCCACUCUGGAGUCGGUCGUACAAGAGAGGUUUGGGUCUCGCUGUGCCAGAAUAUUCCGUCUAGUUUUACAAAAGAAACACCUGGAGCAGAAACAGGUAGAAGACUUUGCAAUGAUUCCAGCAAAGGAGGCAAAGGAUAUGCUUUAUAAGAUGCUCUCAGAAAAUUUCAUAUCACUCCAGGAAAUUCCCAAAACGCCAGACCAUGCCCCAUCCAGGACCUUCUAUUUAUAUACUGUGAACAUCCUGUCAGCUGCCCGAAUGUUGCUGCACAGAUGCUACAAGAGUGUAGCCAACUUGAUAGAAAGGAGGCAAUUUGAAACCAAAGAAAACAAGCGUCUACUGGAAAAGUCUCAGAGGGUAGAAGCCAUCAUUGCAUCUAUGCAGGCUACCGGUGCAGAGGAGGCACAGCUACAAGAAAUAGAGGAGAUGAUCACAGCCCCUGAACGCCAGCAGCUAGAGACCCUGAAACGUAAUGUCAACAAGUUGGAUGCCUGUGAGAUCCAGGUGGAUGAAACCAUCUUCCUGCUGGAGUCAUACAUCGAGAGCACCAUGAAGAGACAAUGACCCAGAAGAAGAGUCUUCCUCAGAAGAUCUGAGGGGAUUGGAAGGAAGAAUAAAGGAGGUGCUUAGAUGCAUUCUUUGCAGUAGGAUAAGUUCCAGAUUCUUGUACUGAAACCCUCUCUCUAUCCCUACCACCCAGAAUACACCAGAAAGAGUUUGACAUAUUUUUUUAA
Messenger RNA from Eubalaena glacialis (North Atlantic right whale), 2215 nucleotides. It is a transcript of the gene POLR3C, whose product is annotated as RNA polymerase III subunit C. The coding region runs from base 312 to 2045 and encodes 577 amino acids. The record is from RefSeq and is a predicted model, not a curated record. Gene Ontology annotation, molecular function: single-stranded DNA binding. Lineage: Eukaryota; Metazoa; Chordata; Mammalia; Artiodactyla; Balaenidae. The transcript is spliced from 14 exons. Gene Ontology annotation, biological process: DNA-templated transcription. Gene Ontology annotation, cellular component: RNA polymerase III complex.